Molecule: messenger RNA, 3138 nt
Organism: Labrus mixtus (cuckoo wrasse)
Lineage: Eukaryota; Metazoa; Chordata; Actinopteri; Labriformes; Labridae
Gene: borcs5
Product: BLOC-1 related complex subunit 5
Exons: 4
Coding region: 359-952 (197 amino acids)
Biological process (GO): positive regulation of anterograde synaptic vesicle transport; organelle transport along microtubule; lysosome localization
Cellular component (GO): cytoplasmic side of lysosomal membrane; synaptic vesicle membrane; BORC complex
Source: RefSeq, a predicted model, not a curated record
UUUACGGAAGUGUUGCCUCUGUUGAUUUAGGUCGCAGCAGACUGAAUCAUUUCUCUGGUGGAUUUUGUGUAUACUGGCAGGGUAACGCUAUAAAAUUACCUGCACUAUCACCUUCAUUACAGCACUGUAGUUCUGCUUAAGAUUAAAUUAACUAAUAUUUACCGGAAAGCUGAACGUCACCAUGCAAACCUAAGCUCGUACUGAAAUUGCAGGACCUACUCCGAUUUUCAAUUCACCUCCUCUCGGACAUGAUUCUGUGACUUCCAGUGGAAAUCAUAUGACACCUGUGUUGUCGAGUUAUCUUUAAUUAACGUUACAUUAGCGUGUUAACUAGCCAUACCAGCGUUAGCAUAGCACCAUGGGAGCCGAACAGAGUGGAGACUCGGAGCACAAACACUCAGAUUACAGCUCAUCUGUGGUGCCAUCUCCAGCAAAGCAAAAGGCGAAGAUGGAUGAUAUCGUCGUUGUUGCACAGGGGACCCAGUCGAUGAGAAAUAUCCACAGUGAUCCUGAUGUCAUAAAGCUUCAAGAAAUACCCACAUUUCAACCGCUGUUAAAAGGAGUGCUGAGUGGCCAGACGUCACCCAGCAGUGUGUGUCUGGAAAGGCUGGAUGCUGCUCAGGUGAUGCAGCUGUGUGUGCGAUACCAGGACCACCUUCACCAAUGUGCCGAGGCCGUGGCCUUCGACCAAAACGCCCUGGUCAAGAGGAUCAAAGAGAUGGACCUGUCUGUGGAAACGUUGUUCAGCAUCAUGCAGGAGCGCCAGAAACGCUACGCCAAGUACGCCGAGCAGAUCCAGAAGGUCAACGAGAUGUCGAUGAUCCUGAGACGCAUCCAGAUGGGCAUCGACCAGACGGUGCCGCUGAUGGAGCGACUCAACAACAUGUUGCCUGAGAGCGAGCGCCUGGAGCCCUUCAGCAUGAGGCCUGAUGGGGAAUCUGCCACCAAGUAGCCCCCUUAAAGACACCACCAGUCCUCUGUCCAGGAGAGAGUGCAGGUCUGUCUAGCUGUAGGGAUACUUUUAAACCAUUUAAGUUUUUUGUUUUCAUAGAAGGGGCGGAGCUAAGAUGUGAAAGUGCCACAAUAUGUCUCCAGGUCAUCUAAUCUUUAAUUCUUAAGCAACUGUGGGGAACUUUAAUUUAGCGUCGAUCAUGGCGACCCCUGUGGAAAAAACAUUACGUUUUAUCUAUAUCUGUCCUUGUCCUAAACAUGCACGUUUAGUUAAUCUUAAUUAAAUCUGCUCCAGCUUGUAAACAAAGCAUCUUUCUGUCUGUAAAUCACUUUGAUGGAAUCAGAUUCAGCUGAAGGAUGGCAGGCAUUGAAAUGAACUGAGUAGAAAAAGUUAGUGUCUCUUUGCUGACGAUGUAUUAGGCCUGUUUCAUACCAAUUUAAAAAUCCCUCACAGUUAAUUUAAUGCUGGAAUUUUUGAAAACACACAUGCUCUUAAUCGGCAACAACCUGUUUCUUAUUGCACUUCUACUCACCAUUAUAUUCAUACCAGAGUUUAACAACUGAACCUCUCUUUUGGAACAGUUGUUGAUAUUAAAUAUAGCCAUACUGCAGAUGGCUUGGAGAUUAUGAUUUAUCCCUUACCUUUAAGGAUUCAAAAAGUCAAUCUUUCAAAUAUAGGCCAUGUUUACUGAUGUAAAGGCGUGGCAGGAACACUUCUGAUUGAGUCGUCAAGAACUCUAUAUGCUCAGAACUUUGUCAUGCAGGUGUGAUGCAACUCUCCAAGACCCAAAUGGUUUCAGUGACAUAAAAGCAUCUCAGAAAUCCUCCUGCUGAUUUGCAGGGAGAUUUGCGUCCAAGAACUCAUGGAAUAAUUUUGGGUCUUCCGCUUCACUUCACAUUUUUUUUAUGUGAUCUUGAUAUUCAUCUUGCUCCCACCACUACCACACCAUCUGCCUUGGAUUUUUAUUUUUCUGAAAAGAUUUCGUGCAUCAUUUUUGAAAAAGGCUUUGAAGAGACUCAAGGAGAGAACCAGGACGGUUUAUUGCCAUUGGAUUGCAAAAGAAGAAUGGAUUAUCUGCAAAAUGAGAAACGUCUUUUUGGACACAGGAUGGUCUUGAUAAACUCAUGAACUUGAACUUUAUUUUUGUGAUGAGAGGAUUUAAUUUAUUUGGAUACUUCAGCUCUAAUGUUUGUGUCAAACCUAUUUGCAUGCAGAAUAGUCAACACUUCACUGUGCCAUCAGUAUGUCACAGAAGAUUGAUGCACAGGAGGACAUUUGCCAAGUUGCCACACCUUCAGAUCACAUAACUGCAACUUCAGCAUUAACUUAUGUUUAUUGGCUUGUUAAAGAGAUAGCCAAACAUCUCAUAUACCAAAGAUUCACAAACUGUUGGUUAAUAACUCUCACCUUAGAAACAGAUGGUCAUGUUUUGUCUCUUGUUUCUGUGUCACAAGUUAUGGUAUUGGGAUUAAAGGGUCAUUCCACCCAAAUAUUAAAAAAACAUUCAUCUCUUUACCUCUUAUACAUUUAGUUUUGUUUUACUGGUUUAUUUCUUUGGAGAUCGGUCACUAACAUUUCCAACACAACCGACAGAGUAGACCAGGGUCUCAAAUUAAUUUUUGUUUUCAUCCAGCAUCAAGUGAUCACUAGCAGACAGUAGAAAAAUAUCUUGUAAUUUAAAAAAAAACCAUAGUUUAUAAAAAUCAUGUUUAUAUAAAAAAAAACAGGCAAUGUGAAUGUGUCAUGGUUGAUGUAAAUUGCUUUCAGCAAAGAAUUAACCACAAACUUAAAUUUAUCAACAGCAUCUUUGAGUAAAAAUGUUUCUUCAGACAAUCCCCAAAACACAAUCAAUACCUUUAGUAAUCUCAACACUUAGUUAGGUAGAAAAGUAACCAACCAGGAUACAGUACGCUAAAGAUACAAUUGUCUAUUUGGAGAAAAACCUUAUUCAUGUGAGUGCUAAAAAUUGAAUUCAGCUUUUAUUGAAUAGAGUGGAAGCAGAAAUCUAAAAGGCAGGAGCCUCAAAACCCAAGCCAAUACUAAAAUAUUUGCAAUAAUGAGAAAUACCAUGAAGUUCAGCAGUACUAUGAUGAAUGAUUUCUUUUUCUUAUUUGGGUGAACAAGCUCUUAAUAAAUACUCAGUUUUCGCUCUGUUUACAGUGACAAUAAAAAGACACAAAAAAUGA